Messenger RNA from Sugiyamaella lignohabitans, 393 nucleotides. RefSeq names its product mitochondrial 37S ribosomal protein MRPS16 (gene MRPS16). Gene Ontology annotation, biological process: mitochondrial translation. Gene Ontology annotation, cellular component: mitochondrial small ribosomal subunit; ribosome. The transcript has a single exon. Gene Ontology annotation, molecular function: structural constituent of ribosome. The record is from RefSeq and is a predicted model, not a curated record. The coding region runs from base 1 to 393 and encodes 130 amino acids. Lineage: Eukaryota; Fungi; Ascomycota; Dipodascomycetes; Dipodascales; Trichomonascaceae.
AUGAAAGGAUCUGUGCGAAUCAGACUGGCUCGAUUCGGCCGUAAACACGCCCCUGUGUACAACAUUGUAGUUGCCAAGGCCAAGUCCGGGCGAGACAAGCUACCUGUCGAGGUUAUCGGCACAUACAACCCUAUUGCUACACCACUGACUCCCGAACAGAAGGAGCGCGGUGAAAAGCCUGUCAAGGACAUCAAAAUCGAUUUCCACCGGUCGAAAUACUGGAUUGGUGUUGGUGCUCAGCCUACUGAGGUUGUUGCAAGACUGUUCCGUAAGGCAGGUGUCCUUCCUCCACAAUGGCCUGGUCCCAACAGCGGACCAGUUGUCCCCAAGAAGAACGAAAUUCAAGGUGUUAAGGCCAUUACUGAACCCCUUCCCGAACCUCCAGUAAGGUAA